Rubroshorea leprosula is the source of this 3063-nucleotide messenger RNA. Lineage: Eukaryota; Viridiplantae; Streptophyta; Magnoliopsida; Malvales; Dipterocarpaceae. The record is from the annotation of a GenBank genome assembly.
GCGCAUAUACUCUUUUUUACUUCUAAUCAAACUCCCAAAAUUCAAUCUCUACGUAGACUUAUUUUUAGACAGAUCGCCUCUCUGGCCUUUCCAUAGUUGGCAUGCCGGGUGUUGGAAAGACAACAGUAGCUAGAUCAAUAUUUGUGAGGGCAAGGGAAAAUCACCCCUCCAGUCUGGUGGCCUGGGUGCCGGUACGUAAGGAUCUUCAAGAAGAGAUGAUUUUAGGACAGAUGUUGGAAUAUCUUGAUAGCCAUGCUGCUGGAAUGACAGAUAUCGAUCCAAUACUUUCUCAUCUUAAACCAAUGUUAGAAAAUAAAAAAAUUCUUCUCAUCCUUGAUGGUUUAUGGAAUGAAGAACAUGCUCGGGGGUUGAAAGAGUUCAUCUGUCAUCUGCCACGAUGCUUCGCAACUGCUAGGAUCUCUGUUGUCAUAACAACUAGUAAUAAAGAGGUAGCUUCACUAAUGAUGGACGCAAUUCCUUGGCACAAGUAUGAAUUGCAAAAGCUAUCAGAUGAAGACUGCUGGCUGAUAAUGGAGGACAAUGUUCUCAGAUCGCCCAACAGAACUUCAAUAGAAGAUCCACAGUUGUUGCUUAUUGGAAAAGAUAUUGCAAAACAGUGUGGGGGUUUGCCAUUAGUUGCAGCUGUCUUUGGCAAACACUUGGGCGCUCAUAUUGGGGUAAAUGAGUGGUCAGCUAUCAGAGAUAAUAAAUCAUGGCGUGCAUCACAUAGAUGGGAGAUUCUGUCUCAACUGCAAAAAAGUUAUGAUCACUUGCCUCCACAUUUGAAAAAAUGCUUUUCCUUCUGUUCAAUUUUUCCAAAAAAUUGUAAAAUUAGUAGAGAUGAAUUAGUUCAGCAUUGGAUGGCUAAUGGGUUUCUUUCCAAAUCUAAUGACAGCAAAUCAGAUAAAGAAGAAGAUGUUGGUAACAAUUACUUCAAUGAUUUGGUAUCCAAUUAUUUAUUGGAAGCCAUGGAUAUGGAUGAGUGUGGGAAUAUAAAGUUUUGCAAGAUGCAUGAUGAGGUGCAUAAUCUUGCAUUGCUUUCAGCAAAAUAUGAAACAUAUAUUUGGCCAGAUGCCUAUCCUGUUGAGGAGAGUGUUCGGCAUAUGAGGGUUCAGUCUGAUCAAAACCUUCAAGCUGUUCCAGAAGGUAUUGCUCAAAGGUUGCACUCUUUGUUCUUGGAUGUUAAUGUUUCGCACAUGAUGCCUAAGAAGUUCAGAAGUUUGCAAUCUUUAAAGCUAGCAGCUGCCGAUGCAAAUGAUUUGGAAUCUGCUCUUGGAAGAUUGAAAUAUUACAUGAAAUACCUUGACAUAUCAGGAAGUGCAAUUGAAAGACUACCAAAAUCUGUCACCAAACUCUACAAUUUGCAGACUUUGAGAUUCACGGACUGCAAUUCAUUGGAAACGCUCCCAAGUGGUAUUGAAAAUCUAGUCGGCUUGAGGCAUAUUUAUUUUGAUGAUGAAAGGCAUGUGCCAAGUAGCAUUGGGAAAUUAACUUCUCUUCAGACUUUACCGCUAUUUGUUCUUGAGCUAGUACCUCAAUCAGAAGCUAGAGAAGCAAGACUUGAAGAUAAAGGAGAAUUGAUCAAGUUGCAAUUUGUAUGGAGUGAAAACAGAGCCAACAGUGACAAAGAUAUGGUUGUUCUGGAAGGUCUUCAACCUCACUCAAAUUUGAAAAGCUUAACCAUUAAGAAGUAUAGGGGAGGCAACUGCCCUUCAUGGAUGAUGAAUUUGGAACAGCUUGUGAAGUUGAAAUUGAUUGAUUGUGAUGAAUGUGGUGAUAUUUCAUGCCUUGAACUCUUACCUAAGCUUGAGGUUCUCAAUACAAAGGCAAUGCCAAAUGUGAAGAGGAUAGGCAGAAUGUCUUAUCAUCAAAGUAGCAGCAUGGCAAGCAGCAGCCCAGGAGGGGGACAAUUGAUAAAACCAUUUCCAGCUUUGAGAAAACUCAAGUUAAGUAACAUGAAACAGCUGGAGGAAUGGACAGGGGCACAAGGCAUGGUUGUGUUUCCUUGCCUUCAGGAGUUGCAUAUUCAGGACUGUCCAGAGCUGAAAACAUGGUGGGCAAGCAGCAGCGAAGGUGGAGGAGAACCAAUCCUACCAUUUCCAGAUUUGAAAAAACUUACUUUAAGCAACAAGACAAAACUGGAGAUCAUGCUCUAUACAUUGUGGGAAGAUGGAUCUGCAUCUCCAAGUCUCUCUAUACUGGGCAUACAAUCAUGUCCGAACUUGCAGGCUAUCCCAAUUGGGCUGUCAAACUUAACAUCUCUUGAUAUAAACAAUUGUCCCAAAUUAAUGGGGUAUGCUCAAGAAGGCAGCCCUGAAUGGUCAUCCAUUUGCCACACGCCUAGUAUCAGAAUCAAUGGGCAGAUAGUGCGAUCCAAAAGAUCUUCAUUUUUCAAAGUGCCCUUUGGAGACAGCAGCGGAUACGAAGAUUCAGAUUGAGGAUUGAAGAAAGGAAUAUAUGCCAUACGAACUUUAUUUUACUGAGACAAAGAAGAAAAGAAGUCUCUUCCUAUCAACUUCUGCUUCUCAUUGGCCUUAGGAACGAUCAAAAUAUUCAAUUUUGAUGGAAUGGAAGGUUUGUUGGAAUUGGUUGAGAGACCUCUUCUUCUCCAGGAGCUGAGAACUGGGUUUUGCACUAAUUUGAUGCGUCUACUUCUGCCGGCCCAUGCACCCAAUGCCUCUACAACAAACUAACAAUCAAGGGUCUAGGUUCAUGAUUCUUAUGAUCGUUCCAAUCAGAGGAAAGAUGCAUGUGAGGGAGCAUUGGUGAAUGGUCCAAUGUUUUCCUGAAUCCAAGAAUGACUGGUCUUGAGAAGGUGCAUGUCGUCCCUAAUUGAAGCGUCAGGGCAUGAACUUACUGAUGAUGGAGAUCUCUUCUAGCAUCUGGUUGUAGAAGUAGAAUCAAAUAUAUAUUUAUAUAUAUCCGAGCAAAAUGUUCCCACCCUGCAAUUCUAUGAUUUUAUCGGAGUUCAUAAAUAAAACUGGUCAUCUUGAUUCCUCUCUAAAGGACUUUUGCAAAAAGCAUCGAGUGAUAUUGAAGCCCUGAUAAUGCUAGAAUUCUUUU